This is a messenger RNA of Sorex araneus (European shrew), 6612 nucleotides long. It is a transcript of the gene KNL1, whose product is annotated as kinetochore scaffold 1. The transcript has 26 exons. Gene Ontology annotation, cellular component: nucleus. The record is from RefSeq and is a predicted model, not a curated record. Gene Ontology annotation, biological process: protein localization to kinetochore; cell division; attachment of spindle microtubules to kinetochore. Bases 112 to 6612 code for a protein of 2166 amino acids. Lineage: Eukaryota; Metazoa; Chordata; Mammalia; Eulipotyphla; Soricidae.
CGCAUCAGCUGGGCGGUUAUAUUUGAAUGCUGGUCUGGGCCGCUCGGGCGUUGUGACGUGACGUCGAGGGCCCCUGUGUGAGCUUCUUCUCCGAAAAAAUUCUCUUCAGAAAUGGAUGUGAUAUCUUCAGAAACCAGUGAUGAAAAUGGCUGUAUAGAGAGACCUGUAAGAACACGACGUUCCUCAAUUUUGAAACCCCCAAGGAGCCCUCUUCAGGACCUCAAUGGUGGAAAUGAAAGAGUCCAGGAAUCCAAUGCUUUGAGAAAUAAGAAAAACACUCGUCGAGUCAGCUUUGCAGAUACUAUAAAGGUAUUUCAGACAGAAUCUCAUGUCAAAUUCAAAAGAAAUUCAGAACAUGCAGAAACAGAAGCAGGAGAAAAUGUUCCUUUUAUACAGAAUAAGAAUCUUGAUGAUAACUACUGCGAGAUUACUGGGAUGGACACUUUGCUUUGUGCUCCUAUUCAGGCCCAAAUGCAGCACAGAGAGAUUUCAAUUACUGAACUUAAUCAUGAAAGAAAACAUGAAAAUGAUCAAACAGUAAUCUUUUCUGAUGAAAACCAGAUGGAUCUGACAGCAAGUCAUACAGUAAUUAUUAAUAAUGACCCAUUAGAUUGUACCAAAGGACAAAAGUCCAACAAGAUAGAUACCUCAUCAUUUCUGGCUAAUUUAAAGCUCCAUACUGAGAAUUCAAGAAUGAAAAAUGAAUUUAAAAAAAUUUCCAUGGAUCAAAACACUUCUUCAGAAAAUAAAAUAAAUUUUAGUGACUUUAUAAAAAACUUAAAAAGAGAAAAAUCAAAUGAUUUUCCUUCUAGUUUUUCUUCUAAUAAAGAAAAUUAUUUUUCUUCUGAUAAGGAAAAUAUCGAGGUACAUACAUAUUCCAAAAAUUCAAAUAGGACCUCUACUAUGUAUCAGAAGCAUGCGUCUCUUAAUGUUGAAGAAAAUAGCACUAAUAUGACUAGAAUCUUUAGAGAUCAAGAUGAUGGGAUGAACUUUACCCAGUGUCACACAGCCAAUAUUCAGACUUUGGUUCCCUCAGCCAAUGAAGCCAGAUUAAGGGAAUUUAAAUGUGAUGAUACUACAAUUUAUGGCAAUGACUUUAUGGAUUUGACAGUUAAUCAUACUAUACAGAUUUUACCUUCGGUAGAUAACUUGUCCAAGUCAGAAAGUCAAACUAAGGAUGUCUGGAUGGAUGGCACAACACAUUGUGGAACUGAUGCUCCCGAAAAGAAGACAGUCUUUAAGAAUAAAUUGAAUGAUGCCUUAAACCCUGAAUGCAAAACAGAUAUUAGCAGAAGUCAUAUUAUAAGGACAGAAAUUGACACAGUUACACCAUCUUCUAACCAAGAGACUAGAACACUGGCCAUGACCUCAGAAUCUACACUUUUCAGUCCAGGGAGACAAGAUUAUAAGACAGUUUUUUAUUCUACUUGUAAUGAUGCCAUGGAACUGACCAAAUGUGUCUCUAUUAAAGAGAAGAAUAAUUUGCUGAAUCAUGAUAGUAAUUUUUCUAACAUGUAUCCUAAUCCAGAUGCCAUCUCUCUUUUCAUAGACAAAACUAUUUACUCAGGAGAGACUAGCAUGGAUAUUACCAAGAGUCACACAGUUGCAAUAGAUAACCAAAUAUUUAAGCAAGAUCAGACAAAUGUACAGAUGGCAGCCAUACCAGUAUCUGAAAAAGAAGUGGCUAAAAAAACCCCAGCCAUAUCAGAGAAUGGGGGAAUGAUUGUAAAUUGUAGCUCAGUUUCUCAUGUAUCUAAGGAAAGAUUACAACAGAGCCUGGGAAAUCCUUUAUCUAUUUCAUUAAUUGACAAAAAGACUGAAAUCUUUAUGAAUGAGGAUAUGGAUCUGACUGAAAGUCACACAACUAAUUUAGGAUGUCAGCCAUCUCUUACAUCUUCUAAUCCAGCACCUGAGAAUAUCUGUAAACGUAACUCUCACAGCAAAAGUCCUUCAGAUGAAUGGGUAUUUUUGUCAGAAGGACAGUCUGCUCUGAAAAAUCCAAAUACUACUGUUAACAGUCACACGUUGAAAUCUAUACCAGACCAGAAUUCUAAACUGCCUGACCCACCAAGGAAAAGUUUAGGUAACCCCAUACCUGGCUGUUUGCAUAACAAGGCAACUGUUUGUUCAGAGGAGAAGCAGAAUAUGGAUCUAACCAAGAGUCACACUGUUGUCAUUGGAUUUGUUCCUUCUGAAGAACAAAAACUUGGUAAGACUAAUUUAGAAUACAUUAACAGCCAACUAACAACAGUAAGCAGACAGAUAGCUGUAGAUGUUGAAAAAUGUAUUAAUGUUUCUAUAGAAAAAAAAUGUAUUGCUAAUGAUAUGGAUAUAUUGGAGGUCAAAAGUGUACAGAAAUCUGGACUUCUGAGUGAAAAGAAAGAUGUUGAAAUUUGUGAAAGGAAAAGUGGCAGCCUAAAAGUUGAUAAGACUAUUGUAUUUUCAGAGAUUGAUGAAAAUGAUAUGGAUAUCACCAAGAGUUGUACAGUGGAAACAAAUCACAGACCUUUCUUAGAACAUGAUUCCUGUUUGAUGCCUUUGGCAGGAACAUCUAAAACUGUUUUGUAUUCAUGCGGGCAGGAUGACAUGGAGAUCACUAGAAGUCAUACAACAAUCUUACAGUGUAAAACUCUGUCACCAGAUAAAAUAACUACUAGGCCUAUGGAUAAAACAAUAAUAUUUGUAGAUAAUCAAGAUGAACUAGAAAUGACCAAGUCCCACACUGUUUUUAAUGUCUUCCAUACAAAUGAGAAAACUGCGCCUCUAGAUAGAUCUAACUGUGAACUGUACAAAAAGAACAGCCUUGAAAAGCCAAAAGUAGUAUCUGUUCCUGCUGAGGAAAGUGCUUUCUUUCAAAAGAAUGAUGAGGGUGAUCAUUCAGCAGCAAAAGUCAGCCGCUUAACUCUAGCUGGGGAGUGGUCUAAUACUGGUUCUAUUACUAAAGCUGUAGAAGUUAUAGAUGAUGACAUGAAAGUAUCUAAAUCAAACAUUUGGGAAUAUAACCAAGAUAUACAAAGGCCUGGGCUCCUGAAUGAACCUCCAGGCAAAGGUCAGAAAAGGAAAAGCCUUAGGUUAAAAAAUGACAAGACUAUUGCAUUUUCUAAGAGUGACGAUGAUAUGGAUAUCGGCCAAAGUUGUAUGAUGAAAAGAAAUAAUGAAAGUGCCUUGAAAGAUGGAGAGGAUUCCCGUUUGCUUCCUUUGGCUGGAACUUCUAAAACUAUUUUAUAUACGGAUGACAUGGAGAUCACUAAAAGUUACACUACUGCUUUAGAAUAUAAAACUCUGUCACCAGAUAAAAAAACAACUAGACCUAUGAACAAUUCUGUAAUGUUUGUAGAUAAUCAGAGUGCUUUGGAAGUCACUAAGUCCCAUACUGUUUUCAUUGAUUGUCCAGCCACAAGGGAUUUUCUUCAGAAGUGCCCUGAAUUUGGAAUAGCAAAAAGAAAAACCUUGGAUGCCUCUUUUCCUGAAGGUGGUAGGUCUGUUCAAGAUGUCACUAAAAACCAAGAAGAGGCUAGAGAAAGCAGUCAUGAAACUGCUAUCUGCGGAUCCAUUGAUAAUCAUUCUUCUUUAUCAAAUGUCUCUUGUUUUAAGAAUUUGCAUGGGAAUGACAAAUUCUUAAGUGAUAAAACAAAAAAAUCUAGUGAUUACCCAAUGCAAAAUGACCUUACUUUUGCAAACAAUUUAGCUGUUGAAUAUUACUCAAAAUCUGAGGGGCAGCCUCUCUCUGCUUGUUUAUCAGAGAAGGAAAAAUUUAUUCAAACCAAAGGACAGUUAGACUAUGCCAUAACACUGUUCAAAGAUCAAGAUCUGAUUAAAGAUUCAAAAAAUCAAUUAGCUGAUCAAACUUUGGUAUAUAGUCAAGAUCUGGGAAAGAUGACUAUAAUUAAUUCUGAGCAAGUAUCUUUGAAGAUUCCAGAAGCUCAGAAGGAGCCCUUUAUUAAUAAUGCUGCACAUGAUGUAAAGAAGAUAUCUGUUGAUAAUGUAUGUCUUGUUUCUCAACCACAUUUUACAACCCAGCAACUUCCAUCACUUCAACAAGGACAGUGCAUUGUUAAUAAAGAUGAAACAAUAUUUUCUAAAGCUGUAAACAAUUUAGAUACUGUUCCAAGAAAUUCCUCUGUACCCGCAUUCGAAAAUAAAUCCAAAAUCCUAAAUAGUGAAAAAAAGUUUGCUGUAGCCUGUGAAAAAGAACAGGAGAAAAACAUUGAAACAGCUCAACAUCAUACCGCUGUAGAUUUCAGCAAUAACCCAGACUUGACCAAACAAUUUAAUGAAACUCUUGCCAACCCCAGAGAAGAAUCAGAUUCUAUAAUUUCAUCUAAUAUUGAAAGUUAUAAUAUCAAGCCAAAUCUGAAUGAUUUGAAUGGAACAGAUUUUAAAACUGCUCCUAUAUCAUGUUCUCCAGAACAAUUAUUUGAAUUAGUAAAUAGGGCACAUGGUAAUAUGGUGCAAGCUACAGAAAUACAUAAUAUUAGCACAGUGACCAACAAAGUUAAUGAUGAUGGAGCUAAAGAAAAUAACACUUCUCAUAAUGUAGCUAAGGCCAACCCUGUACCAAGGACUGUUAGGAAAGAUAAAGUGAAGAGAUAUUCUUUGGGAAUUUUUUUGCCCAGAUUGCCAAACAAGAGAAACUGUAGUGUUACUGAUAUGGAUGACCUGGAUCAGAUGCCAGCUGAUGCAGCUGAUUUAAAUUGUGUAGAAACUCAACCAGUCUCUGGCAAGGCUUCAGGCAUUGGAUUUGUUACUACUGAACUGAACUUAAGUCCGUCUCAGUAUAUAAACGAGGAAAAUCUUCCUAUAGAUCCUGGUGAGAUUAAUUUCUUAGACUCUAUUAGCUUAGAAAUGGAUGAAAAGGCUUUGUCUGAGACCAACCAAAAAGAGAUUUCAUCAUCUGAAAAUAAAAUGGAAGAAAACUGCAACAGUCAUAAAAGAACCUGGGUACAAGAAGAGUAUGAUACUCAAAAUGAGAAAAAAAUUAAGAAACAUGACAUUAGGUUUACUGAUACUACAACAGAUCAGAAGAUUUCUGAUGACCAUGCUGAGGGGAAUAUAGAUAAGACUACUAAUAGUGUGAGCAGGACCCCAUCCAGUUGCAGCAGUUCUCUGGAUUCAAUCAAAGCUGAUGGAACCUCUCUGGACUUUAGCACACACCGAAAUAGUCAAAUGGAAUCUCAGUUUCUCACAGACACAAUUUGUGAAGAGAGCUUGAAGGAGAAACUUAAAGAUGGGAGAAUAACAUUAAAAGAGUUCUUUAUACUUCUCCAAGUUCACAUUUUGAUACAGAAACCUCGACAGAGCAAGCUUCCAGCCAAAUUUACUGUAAACUCACCGGCUACCCCAGAAGACCUGAUGUUAAGUCAAUAUGUUUAUCGACCCAAGAUACAGAUUUAUAAAGAAGAUUGUGAUGCUCUUCACCAAAAGAUAGAAGAAUUAAAGCUUUCUGCAUUGAACCAAGACAAACUGUUAACUGAUGUAAAUAAGAAUCUCUGGGAAAAAAUGAAACACUGCUCUGAUGAAGAGUUGAAGGCCUUUGGAAAUUACUUGAACAAAAUAAAAUCACGUUUUACAAAGAUGACUAAAGUCUUCACUCAUCAAGGAAAAGUGACUCUUUAUAGCAAGCUGGUGCAGUCGGCUAAGAAUGAGAGGGAGAAACUUCAGAUAAGAAUAAACAAGAUGGACAACACACUUAAGAAGAUUGAUAACUGUCUCACUGAGGUGGAGAUAGAAACUAAGGAUUUGGACUGUGAAGAGAAAGAUAAUACUAUUAAAGGAUGGGAUUCUGAAAUGAGAGCUGCUGAGAAAGAACUGGAACAGCUGAAAACUAAAGAAGAAGAACUUAAAAGAAAUCUUUUAGAAUUGGAGGUUCAGAGAGGACAGAUCCUUAAUCAAAUAGACUCUAUACAAAAGCAAACAAGUAAAACUAACGAGCUGCUGGAUCAGCUGAGCUUGUCUGAGUGGGAUGUCAUUGAAUGGAGUGAUGAUCAAGCUGUAUUUACCUUUCUUUACGACACAAUAGAACUCAAUAUAAUUUUUGGAGAGACAGAAGUUGGUCUCCCUUUCUUGGACAAGUCUUCUAGGAAGAUCAUUGACCUGAAUUUUCAAUCUCUCUUAGAUGAGAAUGAAGCGCCUUCUUCCUCUCUUUUAGUUCAUAAACUUAUUUUCCAGUAUAUUGAGGGACAGGAAUCCUGGAAGAAGAAAUGUGCAACACAGCUUCAAGUACCCAAGAUGCUUCAGGAAAUCUCACUAAUAGUGAGCCAUUGCAGACUCCUUGGAGAAGAGAUUGAGUUUUUAAAGAGAUGGGGAGCAAAUUAUAACCUUAUGAGCAUAGAUGUGAAUAAUACAGAAUUGAAGCUUUUAUUCUCCAGCUCCGCAGCAUUUGCGAAAUUUGAAAUAACUUUGUCUCUCUCAGCCUGUUACCCAUCUGUUCCCUUACCUUUCACAUUUCAAAAUCACAUUGGAAACAUUGGCAAAGAUAAAAUCACUGCCAUUCUAUCUAAAGUACCAUUGGAGGACAACUACUUGAAGAAUGUAGUCAAGCAAAUUUACCAAGAUCUGCUUCAAAACUGCAGUUUCUACUCGAUCGAUGGGCCACGGCAAUACCAAGCCUAG